Molecule: messenger RNA, 1544 nt
Organism: Andrographis paniculata
Lineage: Eukaryota; Viridiplantae; Streptophyta; Magnoliopsida; Lamiales; Acanthaceae
Product: 26S proteasome regulatory subunit RPN13
Exons: 14
Coding region: 296-1255 (319 amino acids)
Biological process (GO): ubiquitin-dependent protein catabolic process
Cellular component (GO): nucleus; cytoplasm; proteasome regulatory particle, lid subcomplex
Molecular function (GO): endopeptidase activator activity; ubiquitin binding; proteasome binding
Source: RefSeq, a predicted model, not a curated record
GAAUCCAUGAUUAUCUUUUGUGUUACAAAUCUAUACGUAUCACUCCGCCUUAAUCCCUUCGUUAACUGCGACCGAGGGUUUACGAAUCUUAUAUUACCUUCUUUACACUCUCCGAAACGCAGUUGUUUCGAACCUUUUGAUUGUAAAUUUGUAAUCGUCGUUGUACCUUCGAGGAAUUUCGGCGGUGGUUCGGCUGCGGGGGAGGGAAUGAUUGUUAAUUUAUGGUUAUACAAGAAAUUAAAUGCAGUGAUUUUGGGAAGAGGAUUGUUAUAGGCUGAUAGAGAAGCUUGUGGCCAUGGGUUCUUCAGCGACUGACGCCUUUACUAGUAUUCAGGAGGUUCUACUGGAAUUUCGAGCUGGAAAAAUGCUGAUGGAUGGGACUCGAGUACUCCCCGAUUCUCGUAAAGGACUUGUUCGUAUGGGAAGGGGGGAAGAAGGGCUCGUCCAUUUUCAAUGGCUUGAUAGAUCUACAAAUGUUGUUGAAGUCGACCAAAUUGUUUUUCCAGAUGAAGCUGUGUUUGAAAAGGUUAAUCAAUCUUCGGGAAGGGUAUACAUCCUGAAGUUCCAUGCAGAUGCUCGGAAGUUCUUCUUUUGGAUGCAGGAGCCAAAAUCUGAGAAUGAUUCCCAACUUUGCGACUCUGUUAACUAUUACCUGAAUCAACCUCUAGAGCUACCUGGUGAAGACGAUGAACCGGAUGCUUCGGCUCCCAUUCAAGGCUUAGAAGAAAUGGUUGAGGACGAUGUCUCAUCUCGGGCUGGGAAUUUGGUUGGACCAAGCUUAGGUGCAGAAGUAACUAGUGACGUAACUUCUGCUGGACCCGUAAAGCUGGAAGAUCUCCAGAGAAUACUUAACAACAUAGGAUCUGCAGUUCAAGCAGAAGAUCCGGAUGCAGCUUUGGGAUUAGGUGACAUAUUGAAGCCAGAGUUAAUGCGGCCGCUUAUUUAUGAAAUACCGUUAGAUUCACAAUUGUUGUCGUAUUUGCCUGAGGGUGAAUGGACUCCCGACGAGGUAUUAGAAUUGCUACAAAGCCCCCCGUUCCGCCAGCAAUUAGAUUCGUUUACUUAUGUCCUGCGUACCGGGCAAGUUGAUCUGACUCAGUUCGAGAUUGAUCCCACUAAAUACAAGUUAACAGUUCUGUCAUUUCUGGAGGCGCUCGAAGAUUCUGUUGCGAAAAGAAAAGCAGAGGAAAGCAACAAAGACUUGAAAGCUCAAACUUCAUCUCAUGGCGGUGACACAAUGGACGAAGGUCAGUAGGAGCUUUUUGCGUCGUAUGGUUUCUGUUUUUAAGUCAUCUUCGAUCUUUCUUGUUUCAAUCUAACUUCGGGCCCGUCUCGUCAUGUCGGGUAUCGAGAUCUUGCUAUAUAUAUAUAUAUAUAUUGAGAAAUGAAUUUAAUUGAAUUGGGUUUUGGGUACGACGUUGGUACAUUGCUGGAUCAUAUUAUUGUUUUCGUGCCAUGGACAUUGAAUUAUAUUUGGAGUGUAAAAUUUGAUUGUCUAUUAUGCUUCCUUCUUUUUAACUAAAUCAAUGAGUUUUUUUGUGACA